GAUUCUCAGGGAUUUCGAGUUAUCCCGAUCCGAUUUUGUCCCGAUCUUCGCGUCGUUUUAGUCCCGACCCCACGCCGGUGUGCAGUUGACGCCCCCCCACCAGGCGAAGCGUCGGCGCGAGCAGGCCGCGCUGCCGCACCUGCCCGGCAUCAGGCUCGUGGCGUGCGGCGGCGGCGCGCCGAGGCUCGGGCCGAGCCUGCUCGGCGAGGUCUGCGCGCGGCAGAUCGGGCGGUGGCUGGCAGGCGAGAGUUCUGGGGAGUUGGCGUGCCUCUAUUUGGAGAAGAAAAUUAGACUGAAUCAUAAAUUGUGGGAGGUCCGAGCGGGUCUCUUGCAUCGGCGCUGCACCCUCCCAGCCGCGCCUCUGGCGCCGCCCCCGGUGCCGCCCUUGGCGCGCUCCGCACUGCAGGGGUUCGGCGCUGAUCCAAGAAACAGCUGGGAUCUCCCACAGGUUUUAUGAUUGUGCCGAUAUUUUUGUCUUCUCUCCAUGUGGACGACUGGAGCCAGGGGGAGGUCACUUUCCCCGAGCUCCCUGGCGGAGAGCUCCAGACCAGCCUCGCCGUCGUCGCAGGGAUGUUGGCCGACCCGUCGCUCCAGCGCAGCUGCACCUCGCAACUGCUCGAGACCACCUUCGCAUUGGCUCCAGCGAAGGCGGCCCAGGGAGCGGUGCAUGAGGUGCUGGAGCUGGCUAGCGCCGACGUCGCCGACAACGGCGACGUGCUUGCGUCCGCCAUCGAGCACGCUCUUGCCGUCCUCGAAGCGGGCGCCGCAAGGGAGGGGCCGUCCAGGCGCAUGGAGGCGGAGGUGCGCCGCGAGCUGGUGAGGGCGCUGCUGCCCGGCGCCUGCGGCACGGUUGACGACACCGAUCCGGUGAACGACCGGCAGCUCCUGCGAGAGCUGGCGCAGACGCCCCAGCAGGCGAGCGAGGCGGCCUCGCAGAAGGCCGCGGCAUGCCUGCGUCGGGAGGCACAGGCCCUCGACGGCUACCUCGUGCGGCUGCUGCGGCUGAAGCGCGCGCUCGCCUUGCGGCUUGACCAGUGGGAGAAGGUGGACCACUACGCCAUCCUCGGGGUGUCCUCGAGCUGCAGCGACAAGGAGCUGAGGAACGCGUACCGGAAGGCCUGUCUUCGCCUGCACCCCGACAAGGGCGGGGACAAGGAGCAGUUCCAGAGGCUGCAAGACGCGUACGCCUUCUUGCUGGAGGAGCGCGAGAGGCAGGGCCGCGCCGCGCCCGCGCCGGCCCCGAGGCCCCCCGGGGCCUCCGAGCCCCCUGCGCCGGGCGGGCCGCCGGGGCCCGACGUGCCCGCCGCUCCCGGCGGGCCGGGCGCGGCCCGCGGCGGCGGGCGCGGCGCCCGGCCUCUCGCGCUCGAGGGCGCGGCCGGGCCGCCCCGCGCCGGCGCCCCGGCCGCAGCGGCGGAGGAGUGCGCCAGCAGCGCCGAGGAGCGCGCGCGCUCCGCUGAGGACGCGGCGGCGCGGGUGCAGGCGCUCCGGAAGGCCGUGGGCGGCGAGGGGCUCGAGAGGCUGCGCGCGGCCCAGGAGGCGGGGGAGGCGCUGCAGCGGCUGAGCCGCGCGGCCGGGGAGCUGGGCCCGAGGCUCGGGGAGCUCGCCAUGGAGGUGGCGGAGUGCAGCCUGGCGCUCUCGGCGCGCUUCUCGGCGGUGCCUGCCUCCAUGCUGCUCACGGACGUGGCCCUCUCGUGCACCUUCGAGGCCUGCCGCAUGCAGCACGCCGCGCGGCAGCUGCUCGAGGUCGGCAGGGAUACGGCGUCGACGCUGCAGGCGCUCAAGAGCAGCCUGGACAUGGGGAGGGUCGUCGGAACGGUGGACGGCGAGACGCUGAAGCUCUCUCUCGGCCUGCUGGGCAAGGCCGCUGCGCGGAUGCUCUCGUCGCUCCGGCAGCUCGCGAGCGCGGUGCGGGACGCCGCGCAGCGUGGGCGCCAGUGCGGCGCCCGCGCCAAGAUGGUUGCCGCCUUCGCUGAGCGGCGGGCCGCGUCGGAGGAGGCCGCCGCCGACGAGCCGGCCGCGGCCGCGAUCGGAGGCCCGGAGGGCUGGGCCCCCGGACAGCCGGCGCCCGAGGCGAGCACCGGCCCGGAGGGCCGAGGCGCGCCCGAUGGGCAGGGCGCCCAGCAGGGCGCGGCGCCGGCGGCCCCGUGCGGCGGGCAACCCCAGGUGGCUCCGCCGCCGCCCGGCUGCGCACAGGCGGCCGCCAUGGCCAGGCUGCUCGAGGCUCGGAUGCAGAACGACAGGCUGCUGAGGCAGCUGAACGCCGACGUCCUGCAUUUGCAGCAGCGGUCGCGCACGUCGCGCGGCAGCUGGGCGUCCCCGCGGCCCUGGCGGCCCUGCCCGUCGGCGCCCGGGCGCAGGCGGCGCGCCUCGCCGCCGAGGUGCUGCAGGCCGCCGCCGAGGUCGCGGCUGCGGAGCUGGGCGGGCUGGCGGCGUCCGCGUCUGCGGCGGCCGUGGAGGGGGUCCUCGAGCGGCACCUCGGCUUCGUGGAGGUCUCGCGCUGCAAUUGUGCCGAGGACUUGCGGGCGCAACUCGUGCGGCUGGCGGCGAUGCUGGACGCGGACGGACUGUCGGCGGCGCUGCAGAAGGAGGUCGGGCCUCUCUUGGCAGCGUCGCUGCCACCGGGAGGGGAGCCGGUCGCGGCCCUGGGCCGCCGGCUGGAGGCCAUGCGGGGUGCCGCAGUGGCCGCCCGGUUGGCCUGAGGUGCGGCGGUCAGGGCCGGCGGGCGAGUAUGGCUGGCACGCGGAGUUGAAGCCUCCCAAGCGCCAGGUGUUACUUGAGGCCUCCGAGCGCACGCUCAGCGUGGAGCACCCCAACACCCUGUGCUGGUGGUGA
This is a messenger RNA of Prorocentrum cordatum, 2832 nucleotides long. Lineage: Eukaryota; Dinophyceae; Prorocentrales; Prorocentraceae. The record is from the annotation of a GenBank genome assembly.